AUGUCUUCAAGCGACAGAGAGUACGAAUUGGUCAUCCUUGGAGCCACAGGAUACACAGGGAAACUUACCGCGGAACAUGUUGCCACACAUUUACCCACAGAUCUUCGAUGGGCUUUGGCAGGACGUUCAUCUGCUAAAUUGGAAGCAGUUGCAGCUGAGUGCAAGGCACUGAAUCCGGAUAGAUUACAGCCAGCUAUCGAAGUUUGUAACUUAGAUGACGCCGAGCUCAGUGCAUUGGCCAAAAAGACAAAGGUUAUUUUGGCAACAGUCGGCCCUUAUGCUCUUCAUGGCGAACCUUGCUUCAACGCUUGUGCCGAGAAUGGAACGCAUUAUUUUGAUGUUACUGGAGAAGUACCAUGGGUAGCGAAGAUGAUCAAAAAGUAUGAAAGCACCGCUAAAGCCAGUGGUGCAAUCCUAAUUCCUCAAUGCGGUAUUGAAUCUGCUCUACCGGAUUUAAUCACCCGAUAUGCUGUUGAUGCUGUACGAGAAAAGUUAUCGGCACCCACUGAUGAGGUUAUCGUAUCUUUACAUGAGAUGAAAUCAAAACCUUCCGGAGGAACAUUGGAAACAAUCUUCACAAUUUUGGAAGUAUUCAGUCUCAAGCAACUCAAAGAAUCAAUGACUCCAUAUGCUCUAUCCCCCAUACCAGGACCAAAAGUUCGCCCUUCCACAUCUCUCAUCACCAAACUUACCGGAAUCAAAGUAGUUCCUGAUUUAGGUAUACUUACCACUUCUCUCGCGGGAUCAACCGAUUUAGCCAUCAUUCAUCGAAGUUGGGGAUUGUCCAGCGCGAAGCAGUUCUAUGGUCCUAAUUUCAAAGUUGAGGAAUAUAUGAAAGCACGAAACUAUUUCACUGCUUUCGCAAUACAUUUGGGGCUUAUUCUUGGUGGUAUAUUCCUGGCCAUCCCAUUUUUCAGACACGCUGCUAGGAAAUAUGUUUACCAGCCAGGAGAAGGAGCUACAAAAGAGGAAGCAAAGAAUGAUCGGGUUGAGUUUCGAGUCAUCGCCAAACCAGAUAAUGGUCAACCAAAGCCUUCGAGAAUCUUUUGUCGAGAAUAUUUUGAAGGUCCAAUCUAUGGAUUAACUGGAAUAUUGAUUGCUCAAGGUGCAAUUUCAUUACUUCGAGAUGACCACAAGUUGUCAGGUGGUAUCUAUACUCCAUCUAGUUUGGGUGAAAAGUAUAUCAAUCGCCUUCAACAAUCUGCCAAUGUUAAAUUUGAGAAGAAGGUUUUUGAAAAUUAA
Messenger RNA from Sclerotinia sclerotiorum 1980 UF-70, 1242 nucleotides. RefSeq lists its product as hypothetical. Gene Ontology annotation, cellular component: mitochondrion; lipid droplet; plasma membrane. The transcript has 4 exons. Bases 1 to 1242 code for a protein of 413 amino acids. The record is from RefSeq and is a predicted model, not a curated record. Gene Ontology annotation, biological process: glycolipid biosynthetic process. Lineage: Eukaryota; Fungi; Ascomycota; Leotiomycetes; Helotiales; Sclerotiniaceae.